AUGGCUGAGUGGCAAGCCGACUCUUUCGUAUCGCAAGCACAACCGUCACUAGACAGUGUAGGAGGUGCUCACAGAGCCCUUCAGCACACUUCAGGCAAUGCACAGUCGUAUGCCGAUGGUGUGAUGAACGGGGAUGGGAGCAGUCAUGAUGGCCAUUUUCAACCGCUAGCUCUAAAAUAUCCUCCUGCUCCUGUUCCCUACAGUCAUCCGGUGUCGAGUACUAGUGUUCACGAUAGUCAUGUUCUGGCAGCACGCAUACAAGCAAAAAAGCUGCGACGACUUCAAUCCGCUUCUCAUCCUAUGUCUGCUAUGCGACCAAAGCGAAGCUACUUGAAAUCUCAGAAGUAUCUCGAGUACAGAGCACGACCGCGUCGUGAUACUGGAAAAGACGGCGAGCCCGUUUGGUCCGAUGCAUUGGAAGAUGCCUUUCAGCAAGCUCUGGAAGCAAAUCCUCCCAUGGGCCGUAGAAAGUGGUCUGAGCGCGGCAAAUCCUACGGACGAAACGAAUUAAUCGCCGAGUAUAUCUACAAGCUGACUGGGAAACGACGUACUAGAAAGCAAGUCUCUAGUCAUCUUCAAGUUCUAGACUCGUUCCUCAAGGGCGAUCCCGAAUGGGAAAGACUCGUCAGAGAAAAACCUGAUGCACCGAACACCCAACCUCCAACAACCACACCUCAGUACCGCAGUUCUAUUGAUCAUCAAAUUUCAAGAGGUCUCAAUGGCCAACAGUAUCCCGCCUGUCCUGAUUACAGUGCUGCUUCUCACACGUACAAUGGUGACUUGCCUACUCCCGUUACACUAGGUUCCAAUAUGUACGAUGCCACCUCGCACCUAGUUCAUGCUUUUAACUUCGACAUGUGGGUGAGUGCACCUCAGCAAGCCAAUCGCAUUGACAAGGCAUUGCAUGUCUAUACCCGCCUACAAGGUGAUCAGCAUCGACCUGUUGCUCUCCCUAUGCCAUUGGACAAUUUAAAUGGAUGGCGCACAUCUUUCCCUCACAUGUACUCUCUCGUGGAAGACGUUAAUAGCCCAUUGGAUUGCGACGUGAUACUACUAGAGGUCAAUUUGCAACUCAUGGGAGACUUCCCUCCUUCAGGAUCUCGCUUAGGAAUUCAGUUGGAUCUUGACUUUGGUCAUCCGACUAUGGGAGAUGUAUCUCUUGUAAGCCAAAUGGAAGACUGGACUUGCAGCACCUAUAUCUAUGAGGACGGGCAAAAGAUGUUGGAAACCUAUCAUGAUCUUCAAAAGGCAUCAUCAACAAAAAUCAAACCAUUAUUCGAGUCGUCGUGGUGGGCAAAGCUGUUCACUCAAUUGACCCAAGAGAAACAAAUGUCGGAGAACUCGGGCCGUCCAGGGGCCGUUCAGGAAGCUGAUGACCGCACCCGCCAAUUUUUCCGUUCUCUUUCGGCCGUUCAGGAGUUGAGGGCCAUCCCGUCUAGUCACCGUCGAAUGUCGAAUUUUUCCACUGGUAAUCAAGGAGACGAGAGCAAGCGAAUGGCUAUUCUGUUAUGGAAGUUUCGUCAGACUCGGCCUGGCGAAGUAGGGACCACAACUUGGAGGCGACUCAUUCCUCCUCCUGAGCGCACCAGUACAAACAGCCCUCGAGCUUCGGCUGGAAUUGACUUACCACCCAUCGCCUUGGAUUCUAUGGUUUCGUCCAAACCUCAGGACAAUGUUUACCAAUCGAACACACAUUCUAGCAUGAUCCAUCACCAUCUUCCCGCAGUGAAUCUCCAACAACAGUGGCCUGUAUAUGCCGAUCACACGGAUGGAGUCGCCCAAAUGUUCAAUACCCAGGGCCCAUAUGAUUUUCUGAACAAUAUGAGCAAGCCCGAAGACGGCUUGGUGGACAAACCUUCGGUCACAUCAGUGCUCGACUCUUUUGCUGGCCUCACACAGGAAACCACACAACCGGGCAGUGUCAAUGCGUCAAGUGCUAGCCAGGCCAUGUUCAAUGUCCACGACCUUCCUUUAACAUCUCAAUCACACUUACCUGGGUAUGGUCUUGGUGGUGAUAAUAACCACUACAUGUCUUCUCAACACAUCCAUGACAACAACAACAGUGUGUUAAAUUCGAUUUUUGGAACUAGCGCACCAUCUAUGCAUGAUAUUUCAAAUACACCAGCUCCUUUGUGGGAAACGCAGGGGGCAAACCUGCAUUCAGAUCUUGUCGCUGGUAGCUACGGCCAUAUGCAUUUCCCUACCAAUAGCCAUCAUCACCAUCACCAUCAACAACAGCAGCAGCAACAACAAAUCCCGGUAUCUCGGGAACAUCAAGGAAGCGGCUUAGAAGGGAUACUCCCCGCCGAUGACCUGAUUGACAAGCUAGUCAGUGGGGUAUCAACAAGCGGUCACAUGAAUGGUACAACUCCUGGAAAUGCACGAUACGCGGAUAAUAGCGCGGUCGAGGCGGUUUAA
This is a messenger RNA of Talaromyces proteolyticus, 2418 nucleotides long. Its product is annotated as transcription factor AbaA. Gene Ontology annotation, molecular function: DNA-binding transcription factor activity, RNA polymerase II-specific; RNA polymerase II cis-regulatory region sequence-specific DNA binding. The coding region runs from base 1 to 2418 and encodes 805 amino acids. Lineage: Eukaryota; Fungi; Ascomycota; Eurotiomycetes; Eurotiales; Trichocomaceae. Gene Ontology annotation, cellular component: transcription regulator complex. Gene Ontology annotation, biological process: regulation of transcription by RNA polymerase II. The transcript is spliced from 3 exons. The record is from RefSeq and is a predicted model, not a curated record.